Linderina pennispora is the source of this 710-nucleotide messenger RNA. RefSeq lists its product as uncharacterized. Lineage: Eukaryota; Fungi; Kickxellomycota; Kickxellomycetes; Kickxellales; Kickxellaceae. The coding region runs from base 141 to 536 and encodes 131 amino acids. The transcript has 2 exons. The record is from RefSeq and is a predicted model, not a curated record.
UUUUUCCUUUCAUUAUUCUGUUUCGUUCGGUUGGUACACCCUAGCGUUUCCUCUUUACUAUUCUUGUCUAUUAAUACUUGCGCAGCAGGUUGGUGCAAAAUUUAGGCACAAUAAUACAAUUAUUUCCUUGUUGCACCCGAAUGGACUAUACCAAGUGCAACAGCGCAAGCGAUUUUGAGAACAAAUUCCGCUCAUUACUCCCAAAGCUCGAGGUGGCCGAGAAGGAAGAGACAUGGCAGCAGCUCGACACGGCGAUUAAGAAUAUGACAAGCCUGGUCAAAGCAGGCGCGAACGAACGUACGACACUAUUCGUGCCCAUGGUGCGGAGAGCAGCAGACCAAAUCAACAAAGUGGUGGCCAGCGAGCGCACGCGACUCAAUGGGUCAGGGCUAGCGCUGAUUGAGGAGAUGGCACGGCGACUGGAAACGCGGUUUGGGCCGAUAUGUGAGCUGGUGUUCCCGACAGCGACUCAAAUCGUGCGGGCGCGCAAACAGGGUCUUUGUGACGCGUGGGAUGAGCUGUCCUCAGCGCAGUAAUCACACAUACACACGCAGCCGACCAGACACCGCAUAUCUGCAGAAUCAUGACAGGGGAUCUGAACAAGUCGUUCCGGGCUAGUGCAGCAAGGCUCCUGAUGAAUAUGGUAUCAAGCUGCACGGCACCCGAGCUUUCACCAUACAUGGACUGUGGUCGAGGAGGCGAUUGCCAAG